CAUAAGCCGUUGAAAACAAAAGCUUCAACAAGGAUUAAGCUCAUGUUCAUGGCGACGGCUCGUUUCUACCUUCACAAGGAACCUUCCCCAAUUCUACCUUUCCCUUCCCUAUAUAUAUCCCGACCUUCCCUUAUCCAUUUCACCCACAAACACAAACUCUCGUCUUCAACAAGUACUGAUUAAACUCAUGUUCAUGGCGACGGCUCGUUUCUUUCUCUUCUCUAUUUUGCUUGCCAUUUCUUCUACAAGCGCAACAAUGGCUGGAAACUUCUACCAGGACGUGGACAUAAACUGGGGCAACGGCCGAGGCAAAAUCCUCAACGCUGGACGACUCCUCACGCUCUCCCUCGACAAGAGCUCUGGCUCCGGCUUUCUGUCAAAGAACCAAUACAUUUAUGGCAGGUUCGAAGUGCAGCUCAAGCUUGUUCCAGGCAAUUCUGCAGGCACAGUCACAACCUUCUAUUUAUCUUCUCGGGGUCCAACGCAUGAUGAGAUCGACUUGGAGUUUCUGGGGAAUCUCAGCGGCGACCCCUACACUCUCCACACCAACGUGUUCACGCAGGGGAAGGGAAACAGAGAGCAGCAGUUCAAGCUCUGGUUCGAUCCCACCCGGGAUUUCCAUAUCUACUCUGUUUUGUGGAAUCCCAGACACAUUGUUUUCUACGUGGACGGAAUGCCGAUCAGGGAGUUCAAGAACAUGGAGGCGAAGGGGGUGGCAUACCCGAAGGGCCAGGCGAUGCGGGUGUACGCGAGCAUGUGGGCAGCAGAGGACUGGGCGACCAGAGGCGGGCAGGUGAAGACCGAUUGGUCGCAAGCGCCCUUCACGGCCGCAUACAGAGGCUAUGCCGCCAAUGGCUGCGUCUGGCCUGCCGGCGGAGGCGCCGCCACUUGCUCCGCCAGCGGGAGCUCUUGGAUGUGGCAGGAGUUCGACGCGACGAGUGUGAGGAGGAUGAAGUGGGUGCAGAGGAACUACAUGAUCUACAAUUACUGCAGCGAUGCGAAGAGGUCCCCCCAAGGAAUGCCGCCGGAAUGCUCCGCUACGCCUUGACUCGAAAAGUCAUUAUGGUUUCUGGUCACUGUGAAUAAAUUAAAUUAUCUAGUUUUUCUUUAACGCAUUCUUCUUAGUUAUUAUUAUUCUAAUUAAUGCUGUAUGCUUGCCUGUGUAUGAUAAAAUAAUUUUUAUCAUAAUA
Messenger RNA from Zingiber officinale, 1190 nucleotides. Its product is annotated as xyloglucan endotransglucosylase/hydrolase protein 22-like. Gene Ontology annotation, biological process: cell wall biogenesis; xyloglucan metabolic process. The transcript has 3 exons. Lineage: Eukaryota; Viridiplantae; Streptophyta; Magnoliopsida; Zingiberales; Zingiberaceae. Gene Ontology annotation, cellular component: cell wall; apoplast. Gene Ontology annotation, molecular function: xyloglucan:xyloglucosyl transferase activity; hydrolase activity, hydrolyzing O-glycosyl compounds. Bases 188 to 1048 code for a protein of 286 amino acids. The record is from RefSeq and is a predicted model, not a curated record.